Brachypodium distachyon (stiff brome) is the source of this 1314-nucleotide messenger RNA. Its product is annotated as zinc finger protein GIS2. Lineage: Eukaryota; Viridiplantae; Streptophyta; Magnoliopsida; Poales; Poaceae. Bases 262 to 1074 code for a protein of 270 amino acids. Gene Ontology annotation, molecular function: nucleic acid binding; zinc ion binding. The transcript has 4 exons. The record is from RefSeq and is a predicted model, not a curated record.
AAUCUCGUUGCCGAGCGACCCAGCCCUCUCGCUGGCUCGCUCCUUGGAUCUUCUUCCUCCUCGCGCGUGCGCCGCCACCCGUCCCGCUGCCGAGCGCCCGAGCCCCCUAGCUCGUCUUCCUCCUCGCGCAAGCGCUUCCACCGCAGGAAGGAAGGAAGAAGGGUUGUUUGUGGUGAUUUUGUGGUUUGGCUCUGUGGUGUCGCAGUUUGGUGGGAGCUUGGAGGGGCUUGGAGACAGGAGAUUUAGAAGGAAGGGUUGACAAUGAGCAGCCGAAGCCCGCCGCCGAGGGACCGAAGGAUGCGUACUGAACGCACCUCGUACCGUGACGCACCAUACCGGAGAGACAGGGACAGUCGCCAUGGUCGAAGCAGCAGGUCUGAUUUGUGCAACAACUGUAAGCGCCCUGGGCAUUUUGCUAGAGAUUGUCCAAAUGUGGCCGUCUGCCAUACCUGUGGGCUUCCUGGCCACAUGGCAGCUGAGUGUUCUUCUAAAGGUCUCUGCUGGAACUGCAAAGAGCCUGGGCACAUGGCUAACAGCUGCCCGAAUGAAGGGAUAUGCCGCAACUGUGGCAAAUCAGGCCACAUUGCAAAAGACUGCAGUGCUCCGCCAAUGUUGCCUGGAGAAGUGAAGCUGUGCAACAACUGCUACAAACCUGGGCACAUUGCCGUGGAGUGCACCAAUGAGAAGGCCUGCAACAACUGCAGGAAGAGUGGCCAUCUUGCCCGUAACUGCACCAAUGAUCCUGUUUGCAAUCUGUGCCAUGUUGCAGGGCAUUUAGCCCGUGAGUGCCCCAAAUCUGAUGAGAUAAUUGAGAGGGGUGGGCCUCCCCUCCGUGGAAGCGGUGCUCUCUUCCAUGGUGGUGAUAUUCCCUUCCGUGGUGGUGGUGGUGCUCCCUUCCGUGGCGGUGGCUACAGUGACAUGGUCUGCCGGAUCUGCAACCAGGUUGGCCAUAUGAGCCGUGACUGCAUGGAUGGUGCCUUCACGAUCUGCCACAACUGCGGUGGCCGUGGCCACAUGGCUUACGAGUGCCCUUCUGGGAGGCUGCUGGACAGGUUCCCCCCUCGCCGUUACUAAAUGACUUCCAAGUGCCCUUUCAGAUGUUUUCCGUGGCCCGAUUCUGUGUUAUGAAUCAUCAUUUUCAUGUGUUUCAUGUUUCUGAAUGUCAAGCACUCCAGUUUUCUGUAACCUUUAGUCUCUCGCUGUUACUGAAUGAUUUCGGAAGGUUCUUUCAUAUAAGAUUGUACCUUGCGAUAUGAAUAAUUGUUUCCAUGGGUUAGUGUAUCUUUCAGCUAUUUAAAUGGGGUAUUCUGCUGA